UCACUUUUACAGACUUUCAGUGUGACAAGCAUGGGAAGAAUCUUACAACUGGUCCAGGGCAAGGCUCUGCUCUUUAUCUUUGUUCUUGGACUUGGAGGUUCAUUCCAGUUUGGAAGCCACCUCACCCUGAUUAGCUCUCCAACCAUCUUCAUUAAGGAGUUUAUAAACAGCAGCUGGACACAGCGGUAUGGUGGCGCUCCAGGAGAGAGUACAGCCAGAAUGAUUUGGUCUGCUGUAGUGGCCUCUUAUGCUUUAGGUGGUCUUUUUGGUGCCAUUAGUGUCCGGUGGGUCACCAACUACCUGGGGAGAAAACGAGCUAUGAUCUGGAAUAACGCGCUCAACAUUGUAGCUUCAGUCACCAUGUGCACAAGCAAAUUUGCAAACUCAUUUGAGAUGAUCAUGCUGUCUCGCUUCCUGUUUGGUUUUUCUUCAGGGUUAGGUGGAAAUAUCCAUGUUUUCUACCUGGGAGAGAGCUCACCCAAGGAAAUAAGAGGGAUGGUAACACUUACUGUUGCUACUUUUUUGGCCAUUGGAAAGCUGACAGCGCAGAUUGCAGGCCUCAGUGAGCUCCUGGGCCGGGAGGAGUUCUGGAAUGUUCUGCUCUGUGUUCCAGCGUUUUUCUCCGUGAUUCAGAUGGCAACGCUGCCUUUCUUCCCUGAAGCACCAAGAUACUUACUGAUAGAGAAGGGUGACACUGAACAGUGUAGGAAGGCGCUGCAGUUUCUCUGGGGUCCGGGGGAGUAUCAGAAGGAGAUUGAGGAGAUGUUGGUGGAGCAGGAGGCUCUGAGAGGACAGCGCAAUAAAACCCUGCGGCAUCUUCUGAAGGACAGGAGUGUACGAUGGCAGCUCCUCACUCUGGUUGUUGUCAAUGAAGGAAUCCAGUUCUGUGGCAUCUUUGGGAUCAGCGUGUUUUCAUUCAGCAUCUUCCAGGAAGCAGGAAUUCCUGUGGACAAGAUCCGUUAUGUCACCCUGGGGGUGGGAAUGUCCGAAAUUCUCACCAACAUCACAUGUGGUCUGUUGAUAGACCGUGUGGGCAGGAGAGUGAUGCUUUGGGCAGGUUAUGGUGCCAUGGCAAUCAUUAUGACUUUGAUCACCAUCACCCUUCAACUAAAGGACUCCUCUUUCUGGAUUCCAUACACCACCGCUGGGCUUAUAUUUCUCUUUAUACUUUUUUACGGAGGAGGACCAGCUGCUGUGCGACCGUCGCUCACGCAUGAGAUAUUUGUCCAGACGUAUCGACCUGCUGCACUGGCCUUCAGUGGAAUGCUCCUUUGGGCAAACUUGUUUAUAUUUGGAUUCCUUUUCCCUUUCCUUCUAGCUGGGCUGAAGUCCUUCACCUUCCUCUUCUUCUCGUGUGUGUGUUUGGCUGCAUCUCUCUAUUUCUUCUUCAUCCUGCCUGAAACCAAAGGCAAAACUCCACUGGAGAUCUCAGAGGACUUUAGGAACAUCCGAGUGUGCAACUUUCUGGCUGAUGCCAAGCCUGAAGACAACUCGCUGAGAACAACAGGUUACAAAACAGUAGAGACGUGAAAUUGUCUGUGUGCGUCUAACCAUGCAUUUUCAAAUUCAAGUUUAUUGAAAAGCCUCCAAGUGAAAAAUUAAUCUUCAGUCUAAAGGCUGGGUUCAGUUCAAGUCCCAACACCCUGCAGGGUUCAGUGGACUUGUUCCUAACUUCAGCUGGCUCCGCAGGUCAUCUUACCUUUCAUGACUCAAAUUAGGAACGGCAGUGGAUAUCCAAACCUGCCGCUGUGAAAGGCUGAACCCGUCUCCACUAAUGAAACUUUUGUUAGUCAAGUCUUUGCAGAAAGUUAUACUAAAAUAGGCUUAGUAGCAGUGAUUUAGACAAUUAUUAAGAACCUGAGUGCCUUUAUGUUUACUCUUAAGGGAUGGUUCAUGAAAAUGCAUUUAUCUGAUUGUAAUGCAUCGGGUUGGUCCGUAUUGUCU
This is a messenger RNA of Electrophorus electricus (electric eel), 1944 nucleotides long. It is a transcript of the gene slc2a9l1, whose product is annotated as solute carrier family 2 member 9, like 1. NCBI's taxonomy places the organism in Eukaryota, Metazoa, Chordata, Actinopteri, Gymnotiformes, Gymnotidae. Gene Ontology annotation, biological process: dehydroascorbic acid transport. Gene Ontology annotation, cellular component: plasma membrane. Gene Ontology annotation, molecular function: D-glucose transmembrane transporter activity. The record is from RefSeq and is a predicted model, not a curated record.